UACAUUUUUUAACAAAUCGUAUUUUAUUGUGACCCAUACAGAGUAUGUUCAAAAGCACCAAGUUCCCCUGUACCCUGCUCUUCCUUAAAGAGUAAUCUUUCCAUGGAUAAUAAAGUAGAUUUUAAAGACAGAGCUCAAACUUUUCAUCACAGUGCUAGCCAAGAGAUCUCAGAUGAGCUCAGUGACCAAUCUGCCAAAGAUUACCAAAGAGAACUGGAGUCUGUAUUUAAGUUGCUUGAAGAAAACCUUACGACAUUUAUGAAGACAGAGCUGCAGAAGUUUCAGACGAUUCUGAGUUCUGAUUACUCAGAAACUUUAGAAAAACAGGAGAAAGAAGAUACGAGAGACACUGAAGACCACGAACAGGCGAAAAGCGGCAGGGAGACGUUUCUAAAACUUGCACUCGACUUCCUGAGAAGAAUGAGAAAAGAUGACCUGGCCGAUAUUCUAUGGAACAGAACUUGCGUGACAGAAUGCACGCAGAAGCUAAAGUCUAACUUGAGGAAACGAUUCUGCUGCGUGUUUGAGGGCCUCGCUAAGGCAGGAAACCCAACACUUCUCAACCAGAUCUACACGGAGCUCUACAUCACCGAGGGGGGGACUGGAGAGGCUCAUGAUGAACAUGAGGUCAUGAAGAUCGAAGCAGCAUCAAGGAGACGACACGUGCAAGAAAACACCAUUAAACAGGAAAAUAUCUUCAAACGUUCACCUGGAAAGGACAAACCAAUCAGAACGGUGAUGACCAAGGGAGUUGCUGGCAUUGGUAAAACAGUCCUAACACAAAAGUUCACUCUCGACUGGGCUGAAAGCAAAACCAAUCAGGACAUCCUGUUCAUAUUCCCCUUCGCCUUCAGAGAGCUGAAUUUGCUGAAAGAGAAACGGUUCAGUUUGGUUGAACUUGUCCAUCACUUUUUUCAUGUAUGCAAAGAAGCAAAAAUCUGCAGAUUUGAAAAAUUCCCGGUUCUCUUCAUCUUCGAUGGUCUGGACGAGUGCCGUCUUCCCCUGGACUUCCAGAACAACGAGAUCCUGACUGAUAUCACCGAGUCCGCCUCUCUGGACGUACUGCUGACAAACCUGAUUGGAGGGAAACUGCUUCCGUCCGCACGCCUCUGGAUAACCACCAGACCCGCAGCAGCCAGUCAGAUCCCCCCUGAGUGUGUGGACACAGUCACAGAAGUCAAAGGCUUCACAGAUCUGCAGAAGGAGGAGUACUUCAGGAAGAGGUUCAUAGACCAGAAGCAAGCCGGCAGGAUCAUCUCCCACAUGAAGACGUCACCAAACCUCUUCAUCAUGUGCCACAUCCCUGUCUUCUGCUGGAUCAACGCCACCGUUCUGGAAUAUGUCUUAAAAACCUGCCAGGAAAGAGAGCUGCCCAAGAGCCUGACUGAGUUAUACAUGCACUUCCUGCUCGUUCAAACCAAAGUGAAGGAGGUGAAGUAUGACGGGGGAGUGGGGAGCGACUUAACCUGGAGUCCAGAGAGCAGGCAGAUGAUCCAGUCUCUGGGAAAGCUGGCUUUUGAUCAGCUACGGAAAGGAAACCUGAUCUUCUACGAAUCAGACCUGAAAGGGUCUGGCAUUGAUAUCAGAGCAGCUUCUGUAUAUUCAGGAGUUUUCACACAGAUCUUUAAAGAGGAGAGAGGGAUUUACCAGGAUAGGUUGUUCUGCUUCAUCCAUCUGAGUGUUCAGGAGUUUCUAGCGGCUCUCUACAUCCAUCUGACCUUCAUGAACUCCGGUAUAAAUCUGCUAGACAACAAUCAAAUGCCACAAAGGGUGUCUAAAGUCUUUAAAACCAAACCCAAUGUAAAGAAACUGCACCAGAUCGCUGUAGACAAGGCAUUGCAAAGUCCAAAUGGCCACCUUGACUUAGUCCUCCGUAUGCUCCUGGGUCUUUCGCUGCCGUCCAACCAAACGCUGCUUCGUGGGCUGCAGACACAAACGGCGUGCAGCUCCCAAACCAACCAGGAAACGGCCGAGUACAUCAAGAAGAAGAUCGGCGAGAACCUGUCUGCGGAGAAAAGCAUCAAUCUCUUCCACUGUCUGAAUGAACUGAACGAUCGUUCUCUGACGGAGGAAAUCCAGCAGUACCUGAGGUCAGGGAGUCUCAGCACCCGGAAGCUGUCUCCGGCUCAGUGGUCAGCUCUGAUCUUCAUCCUACUGUCGUCAGAGGAAGAUCUGAACGUGUUUCAUCUGAAGAAAUACUGCGCUUCAGAGGACGCCCUGCUGAUGCUGCUGCCAGUGGUCAAAGCCUCCAGCAAAGCUCUGCUUAACAACUGCAGCCUCUCAGGGAAAAGCUGUGAAGGUUUAUCUUCAGUGCUCAGCUCCCAGUCUUGCUGUCUGAAAGAAGUCGACCUGAGCAACAACAACCUGGAGGACGCUGGGCUGAAAGCCUUGUCUUCUGGGACGCUGGGCCGUCAAUGUAAGCUGGAAUCUCUGAGGUUAGCUGACUGCGACCUGUCACAGAAAAGCUGCGAGACUCUUUCCUCGUUUCUCAGCUCAAAGAGCUCCAGGCUCAAGACUUUGGUUUUGAAUUACAACAACCUGCAGGACGCAGGGUUGCAGCAGCUUUCCGACGGACUCAUGAGUCCGUACUGUAGACUGGAAACCCUCAGUUUGGCAGGCUGUGACCUCUCAGAGCAAAGCUGUGAAGUCCUGGGUUUGGUGCUCAGCUCGCCGUCCUGCAACCUCAGAUCACUGAACUUGACCAACAACAGCCUCGGAGAUUCAGGAGUGAAGCUGCUCUCCUUCGGACUGGAAGACAAACACUGUGGCGUGGAGACGGUUAUACUCUGUGGAUGUGAGCUCUCAGAAAGGAGCUGUGAGUCGAUUUCUAAGGCGCUCAGCACCAAGACAUCCAGACUGAGAGUCCUGGACCUGAGCAACAACAACCUGAGAGAUGCAGGAGUGCAGCAGCUAUCCAACGGCCUGGGGAGUCCACACUGCAAGCUGGAAACUCUCAGAUUGUCAGGCUGUCUGGUGACUGGGAAAGGUUGUGCUUAUCUGGCAUCGGCUCUGACCUCCAACCACUCGUAUCUGAUAGAGCUGGACCUGAGCUACAACUAUCCAGGACUCCUGGGGAAGCAAAUGCUGUCUUCUGAGCAGAAGGGUCCGCUUUGGAAACUGGCCACCCUUAGGUUGGAUCAUGAUGGAGAGAACAGGUUAAAACCAGAUUUUAGAAAGUAUCUGUGUGAGCUGGAGGUGGACACGUAUUCAGUCAACAGAAAGCUGAGACUGUCUGACAGCAACACGCAGGUCAGGCUGACGGAGGUCGAGCAGCCGUACGCCGACCACCCAAACCGAUUCCAACAAUGCUGGCAGCUGAUGUGCAGAAACGGCGUGACCGGCCGCUGCUACUGGGAGGUGGAGUGGAAGGGAAGCGUUCUCAUCUCCGCCAGCUACAAAGGGAUCAAACGAAGGGGAACGAAUAACGAGUGCCGGUUUGGGAGGAAUGAUCAGUCCUGGACUCUGGAGUGCUCUGACGUCUUUGGUUUCUCUGCCUGGCACGUUAACAGAGAAACCAGCAUCCUGACUCCCGCUACCUCCCAGAGGAUCGGCGUGUUUCUGGACCACCCUGCAGGAACCCUCUCGUUCUACAUCGCCUCCUCCGAGGCACUGAUCCACCUCCACACCUUCAGCGCCUCGUUCACUGAACCCGUUUAUCCCAGUUUUGGUUUGUGGACCGGAGGCUUCCUGUCGUUGCGUUCAGCAGCUUCAGACCAACCUUCUGCUUAAAGCCCUUUGAAUGGAACAGCUUUAAAUAAUUACAACUGUAUAUGAGGGACUGAGGCAAGAUGCUCGAGGAGUCACGUGUUAAUUCAACAGUUGGGUUUUUUAUUUGUAACCCAAAAAGCCAAAUUUACAAAAACUGUGGGUUCCAGAGCCAUAAAAGAGAUAAAAAGGGACACAAUUUAACUCAAGCCAAACUGUGCCCAAACAAACUGACUGCACAACCAAAUAUAACUGACCUCUCAAAGAAAUGACAGACAAGGGUAUAUUUACACUGGCUGAUCAGACCAUUAACACAAUAGAGGUGAUGAAACCAAUCAAACAAUCAUAAAUUACACAACAAAGCAGUACAGUUAAGUUUGGCAAUAAACUAAUCUAAGAAAAAUGAAAACACACCAACCUCUAAAUACAAGCCCUAAAUGAAAUUAACAAAAAAUAAAAA
Messenger RNA from Fundulus heteroclitus (mummichog), 4165 nucleotides. Its product is annotated as NACHT, LRR and PYD domains-containing protein 3. Gene Ontology annotation, molecular function: protein binding. NCBI's taxonomy places the organism in Eukaryota, Metazoa, Chordata, Actinopteri, Cyprinodontiformes, Fundulidae. Bases 103 to 3729 code for a protein of 1208 amino acids. The record is from RefSeq and is a predicted model, not a curated record. The transcript is spliced from 11 exons.